Messenger RNA from Jaculus jaculus (lesser Egyptian jerboa), 1980 nucleotides. RefSeq names its product spartin. Gene Ontology annotation, biological process: negative regulation of BMP signaling pathway; cell division. Gene Ontology annotation, cellular component: plasma membrane. The record is from RefSeq and is a predicted model, not a curated record. Lineage: Eukaryota; Metazoa; Chordata; Mammalia; Rodentia; Dipodidae.
AUGGAGCAAGAGUUGCAAAAUGGAGAGCCUGCUGAAAUUAGAAUCAUCAAGGAAGCAUCCAAGAAGGCGUUUAUGUUUGUUAAUAAAGGACUGAACACCAAUGAAUUGGGCCAGAAGGAAGAAGCAGAAAACUACUACAAGCAUGGAAUAGGACACUUGCUCAGAGGAAUUAGCAUUGUAUCCCCAGAGCGUGAGCACACAGGUCCUGCGUGGGAGUCAGCUAGACAGAUGCAACAGAAGCUGAAAGAAACACCAGGGCAUGUGCGCACCAGACUAGAGAUUCUAGAGAAGGGCCUUGCCACUUCCCUGCAGCACGAUCUUCAGGAGGUGCCCAAGUUCCUUCCAGAAUUCCCACCUAAAUACAGUGAAAAGUCAGGUGAACCUCAGUCCUUCAGUUCUCCAGUCAGCAUGCUGAGGUGACUGGGAACACUCCAGUUGAGUGCAGGGCCACUUGCCACAAGACCCUCUUCUCUUUUAGCACCAUCACCAAGCCAUCCAGCAGAAGCUCCCCCAACUUACACUCCACAGGCUGCACUGUGUGCUAUGGACCAGACUGGGGAGAUUUCAUCAUUUGGAGAAGACUUCUGUAGGAACCACACACCUCCACCCCCUCUUGAAACCUCAGGGCUAGAUGCAGAUGAGUUGAUUUUAAUACCAAGUAGAGUACAGGGUUUUUGUUUGUUUGUUUGUUUUGUAAAUCCUGCAGGAGAGGAAUAUGUGGGGUACUUUCAAAUUGUGAGGUUCUUGGAUAGUUCUCUGGAUACAGCUCUAAACCAGCCUCCUGGGUUGCUUCAGGUGUGUAACUGGUUGUAUCCUCUAGUUCCAGACAGAUCUCCAGUUCUGAAGUUCACUGUGGGAACCUAUAUGUUUCCUGGCACUAUGUUACUAGUAGCAGGCUGCUUUGUGGGAGUGGUUUUAUUCUCUGAGCUACCAGAAGAUGAUAGAGAACACUUUGAUGAUCUUUUAGGACAAAUGUCUGACUUUCAGCUCUAGGCCAUUUGGAACAGGACAGAAGGUAAAGAUGAGUUCCAAAUCCCUGGAGGCACAAAACACCCCUCUGGCUCCCUGAAGAAAGCUUCUGGAACUGAUGUGAGGCAGUUGGGUCCUUCUUUAGACCAAGGGCACAAGGAUGCACAUCAUAAAGGAAAAUGUGGGGGAAAAGGUGCUUCAGAUGAAGAAGUUAAUCUGAGUCAUAUGGUAUGCUGUAAGCCAAUUUCAGAAGAAAAAACUAAAAAAUUACCUGAAUGGAGAGCAAAAGUGGCUCACACCAUUUUGUCAGGUUCUUUCUGGAUGGGUUGGGGUUUAGUAAAAGGAGUUCAAUUCACUGGCAAAGCUAUCCAGAAAGGGACUUCUAAAUUCCAAAAAUGGAUUCAACCAGAAGAAAAACCAGUGGAAGUCAGCCCAGUUAUCACCAGGGGACUUUAUAUUGCAAAGCAGGCUACAGGAUGAACAGUGAAAGUUGGUCAAUUCUAAGUGUUCCUUAUGAUUGUAUUAGUCAAUGGAGUUUGUUGUGCAGCAAAUUGUGUUGGCAAAGAAUUAGCCCAUGUUAGGAAGCACAGAAGCAAAUUUGUUCCAGACACUCUGAAGAGAGACAAGGAUGGUGCUACAGUUGUUGCAGUGAGUACUGUUCAGGGAUUUUCAACUGUCUGGCAGGGAUUGGAAUGUGCAGCUAGAUGCAUUGUUAACAAUGUAUCAGCAGAAACUGUACAGACUGUCAGAUAUAAGUAUGGGCACAAUGUGGGAGAAGCAACCCACCAUGCCAUAUACUCUGCCAUCAAUGUGGGCAUAACCACCUACAACAUUGAUAAAGUCAUGAUGAAGAAAACAGCAAAGCAAGCAGGACACAGGAUCCUUGAGGACUCUCAGAUCAUUGAUGACUCUCACAGAGAAAGUCAGGCCUCAGCUGUGAGUAUGAGCACAGAGAGGGAUCAGCAGGCAGAGAAAGAAGAGAAGAAAGGAGCAAAGAAGAAAGAUAAAUAG